Messenger RNA from Rotaria sp. Silwood2, 759 nucleotides. NCBI's taxonomy places the organism in Eukaryota, Metazoa, Rotifera, Eurotatoria, Philodinida, Philodinidae. The record is from the annotation of a GenBank genome assembly.
AUGACCUAUUGUAAUAAUUGUUGGGCGUUAGGUCAUACUCGAUAUCAAUGUAAAGUAGGUCCACGCUGUCGAAAAUGUUUAGAUUUAUGGAAUCUUAAUCAUACAUGUCAAAAGUCAGUAUUAUGUGCUCAAUGUCAAGGUCCUCAUGCUUCUCUUAGUAUGGAGUGCCCAGUAGUUUUAAAUUAUUGUCGUACUUUAAAAGAAGAAGUAAAUAAUGCAGUUAAGGAUGGGCGGUUAAAUCAGGUCAAGGUGGAUAAUAAAGGUGGUGCAUCGUGGGUAGGUGUAGAAGCAGCAUCAAGUAAUUUACAAAAUUUUCAAGGAACAGAUCAUUUGGGUGAACUUGUUACACAAAUGAAAAUGGUCCUAGAAAGUACACGUAGAAUAGAAUUAAAACUUGAUAACCAGGUUAUGCAAAUGGAUUUAUUAGAAAAAAAAUCCUUUAUAAAUAAACAAGCUAUUUUUGGUUUAGCAAAUAUUAUGCAACAAAUGAUCAAUGCAUCUUUAGAAAAGAAAAACAAACAACUCCUACUACAAAAGAUUGUUCAACAAAUUGAAGAAUUUAAAGAUGACCUUAUAGUAAAAUUUAAUUCACUUUCCGUUGAUAUUGAUCAUCAACAACAACAAGUUGAAUUAACAUCAGAAUUACCACCUUCAAUUCCUCUGAAUAGAACGACAAAUCAAACAGCAAUAACAUCGAUUAACAAAGGUACAAACGUUUUGGUGGAUGAUGAACAGUUGAUGGAAAUAACUGAUGCUUAG